AUGCCCUCUCCGAUGAGACUGGCGAAUGGGCUUCUGGCCCGGGCCAUCCGCACCGCUGCCAUCGAAUCCGCACCCACACAACGCCUUCUCCGAAACAACACGCAAUGCCGGGCCUACACCCAAGCACAGCGCCCACGAUGCGAACAAAGCAUGCGCAGCAUGAUCACCUCACAGAACCACUUCUCUACCUCUGCGAUCCGCGAGAAGCAAAAGACAAUGGGUCAGCUGCGACAGCGUAACGCGACCGGCCCAUUCUCCUGGAAGGCCGCCUUACUGUUCGUGUUGACCGGUGCGGGUAUGAUGCUUUACUUCCGAGUCGAGAAGGCUCGCUUGGAGCGAAAGCGUAUGACAGAAAUGAGCAAGGGUGUUGGAAAGCCCAAGGUUGGCGGUCCGUUCGUGUUGAAGGAUCUCGAGGGCAAGGAGUUUACAGCGGAGGACUUGAAGGGAAAAUACAGCUUUGUCUACUUUGGCUUCACUCACUGCCCCGAUAUCUGCCCCGAUGAGCUGGACAAGAUGGCCGAGAUUAUCGAGAAGGUCAAAGCCUCUACUAAAGAUGAGAAGCUCUUCAUGCCUGUUUUCAUAACUUGCGAUCCCGUCCGCGACACACCCGAGGUCCUGCGCGACUACCUGGCGGAGUUCCACCCUGGCAUUGUUGGCUUGACUGGUACUUACGAGCAGAUCAAGAACGUCUGCAAGCAAUACCGCGUGUACUUCAGCACUCCCAAGGAUGUGAAGCCCGGUGAGGAUUACCUCGUUGAUCACAGCAUCUACUUCUACCUCAUGGACCCCGAUAAUGACUUCGUUGAGUGCAUUGGUCGCCAAGAUACCCCCGAUUCCGCAGCAAAGGUCAUCUUGGAGCACAUCAAUGACUGGAAGAGGGAGGGCAGACCCUUGAAGACCGAGUAA
Molecule: messenger RNA, 906 nt
Organism: Penicillium salamii
Lineage: Eukaryota; Fungi; Ascomycota; Eurotiomycetes; Eurotiales; Aspergillaceae
Source: the annotation of a GenBank genome assembly